Molecule: messenger RNA, 2160 nt
Organism: Emys orbicularis (European pond turtle)
Lineage: Eukaryota; Metazoa; Chordata; Testudines; Emydidae
Gene: ZBTB37
Product: zinc finger and BTB domain containing 37
Exons: 4
Coding region: 91-1602 (503 amino acids)
Biological process (GO): regulation of transcription by RNA polymerase II
Molecular function (GO): DNA-binding transcription factor activity, RNA polymerase II-specific; RNA polymerase II cis-regulatory region sequence-specific DNA binding; protein binding
Source: RefSeq, a predicted model, not a curated record
GGCCCGCUCGGGGGGUUUCGCUUCCGGGACGGUGUUCCGGCCCGUUCCCACCCCCGGGAGCUGGGUUGUACUCCUACAACUGGGGCAGCCAUGGAGAAAAGUGGAAACAUUCAGCUGGAGAUCCCUGACUUCAGCAACUCUGUCCUGAGCCACCUCAACCAGCUGCGCAUGCAGGGCCGCCUGUGUGACAUAGUGGUCAACGUGCAAGGACAAGCUUUCCGUGCUCACAAAGUGGUGCUGGCUGCUAGCUCACCCUACUUCCGUGACCAUAUGUCAUUGAACGAGAUGAGCACGGUCUCCAUUUCAGUCAUUAAGAACCCCACUGUUUUUGAGCAGCUCCUUUCCUUUUGUUAUACCGGGCGGAUAUGCCUGCAGUUGGCUGACAUCAUCAGUUACCUAACAGCAGCCAGCUUCCUGCAGAUGCAGCACAUUAUAGACAAAUGCACGCAGAUCCUCGAGGGAAUUCACUUCAAAAUUAACGUGGCAGAGGUUGAAGCUGAACCGAGCCAGACUAGAACAAAGCAUCAGGAGAGACCCCCAGAGUCUCACCGGGUUACCCCAAAUCUAAACCGCUCUCUGAGCCCACGCCACAACACUCCAAAAGGGAGUCGUCUAGGCCAGGUCAGCACUGUGCUGGACAUUCGGGAGCUGAGCCCCCCUGAGGAGUCCACCAGCCCUCAGAUAAUUGAGCAGAGUUCAGAUGUAGAGAGCAGGGAGCCCAUACUGCGGAUUAACAGAGCAGGACAGUGGUACGUUGAGACAGGAGUGGCAGACCGUGGGGGACGGAAUGACGAUGAUGUUAGGGUGCUUGGAGGAGUGCGCAUUAAAACAGAGAACCUGGAGGAGUGGCUGGGAACGGAGAAUCAGCCAUCGGGAGAAGAUGGGAGCAGCGCUGAGGAGGUCACGACCAUGGUAAUUGACACAACAGGCCACGGAUCGAUGGGCCAGGAGACUUACACAUUAGGGUCAUCAGGAGCCAAAGUGGUUAGGCCAACCAGCAGUGAGAUUGACAGAUUUAGCCCUUCGGGCAGCAUGGUUACUGUAACUGAGCGGUACAGAUCGAAAAGUGAGUCUCCCGGGCGGAUGGAUGAGCCUAAGCAGCCCAAUUCCCAGGUGGAGGAGUCUGCCAUGAUUGGAGUGAGCGGUUAUGUUGAGUAUCUCCGUGAACAGGAAGUGUCUGAGCGGUGGUUCCGGUACAACCCGCGGCUCACCUGCAUCUACUGUGCCAAAUCCUUCAACCAGAAAGGCAGUCUAGACCGGCACAUGCGUCUCCACAUGGGCAUCACGCCCUUCGUCUGCCGCAUGUGCGGUAAAAAGUACACCCGCAAGGAUCAGCUGGAGUACCACAUCCGCAAGCACACAGGCAACAAGCCCUUUCAUUGCCACGUUUGCGGCAAGAGCUUCCCCUUCCAGGCCAUCCUCAACCAACACUUUCGCAAAAACCACCCUGGCUGUGUGCCUCUGGAGGGGCCGCACAGCAUUUCCCCCGAGACCACCGUCACCUCCAGGGGGCAGGCGGAGGAAGAGUCUCCCCCGCAGGAGGAAGCUGUUGUGGCAGGGGAAACGGCACAGGGAUCUGUGUCCACCACCGGGCCAGAUUGAAACGGGCUGUGGGGGAGGACCCUCUUCCCGUUUGGCUGUAAGCAGUCAGCACCGAGACGGCGGGCUGGUACUGGUAUCAGUGCAAUGCCACCACCGGACAGGAUGUUGCCAAAACAGAAGAUUAACAAAAACAAAGUGCUAAAAGCUUUCCCCCUUUUCCUCAUCUCCUUGGGAAAAAACAAAACUGGGUCAAUCGACUUCUGAUUCAGGGAUCGACGGGAUUUUUUAAUGUUUUUAAUAUAUUCAAUAGCGAUCCAGGAGAAGCAGUCGUUUUAUUUCUUGACCGCAUUUUGGCUCAGCACCUCGGUCUCUGUGGUGGUGUUGGCUGUAAUGGCCCUAAUUCAGUGAGUGCAGUGCACAGGUGUCUGUCUUCGCAACAGCUGCUGGUCCAUCACAUGAGGUAGCAGGGGCAAGGAACACUUAACCUCCCCUUUUCCCAGGUAGUUGUCAUGUUAAAGAAAUCUCACUCUCCUGGUGGAUCUUGCCCUGCCUGAGUGUAUUUAUCCUGUCUUAUUUUGGUGUGUCUCUUUUAAAAUUUUAAUUAAACCAUUAUUUUAG